Nematolebias whitei (Rio pearlfish) is the source of this 1074-nucleotide messenger RNA. RefSeq names its product syntaxin 4 (gene stx4). Gene Ontology annotation, biological process: vesicle fusion; exocytosis; intracellular protein transport. The record is from RefSeq and is a predicted model, not a curated record. NCBI's taxonomy places the organism in Eukaryota, Metazoa, Chordata, Actinopteri, Cyprinodontiformes, Rivulidae. Gene Ontology annotation, cellular component: plasma membrane; endomembrane system; SNARE complex. The transcript has 10 exons. Bases 184 to 1074 code for a protein of 296 amino acids. Gene Ontology annotation, molecular function: SNARE binding; SNAP receptor activity.
GUGUUUUGGGUGGCGCCCGCAGCGGCGGUGUUGUUUGUUGAUUCCGUAGAAGAAGAAGGAGUGUUGCUACAGGAGUUGACUUGUUGAAUGACAGAAGAGAGACCUUUACGGAUAAGAAACGUCUGUCCUGUGUUUCUCAACGGUCUUUUUUUUAGUUUUUGACCGUGAAAUCCUGUCGGAAAAAUGCGGGACCGCACGAAAGAACUAGGAAACAAAGCUGAAGCUUCAGAUGAGGAUGAAGAGGGCAAAGCUCUGGUGAUCAAACCUGGAACAUCUUCAGUCAAAGAUGACAAAGAGAAUGAAGCAUUCUUCAAAAAGGUGCAAGAAAUCCACGAAGGGCUGCAGAGUCUCAAGAAGAUGGUUUCAGACCUGGAGAACAAACAGAAAACGGUUCUGGGCGUGGCGCUGCCAGAAGAAAGUAUGAAGAAAGAGCUCCAAACCCUCCGAGACGAGAUCAAAACUUUAGCGAGUCAGAUCCAGAGAAAGCUGAAGAGCAUCGAACAUAAAAAGGGCGACGAGGAUGGAAGAUAUGUUCCCGUCAACGUCCGGAUGCAGCGCACGCAGCACGGCGUUCUGUCCAGGGAGUUCGUGGAGCUGAUGGGUCACUGUAACACCAUCCAGGCCGAGUACAGGGACCGGAACGUGGCGCGGAUCCAGAGGCAGCUGAAGAUCACUGGAAACAACGUGACGGACGAGGAACUGGACGUCAUGCUGGAGAGCGGUCAGACGGAUGUUUUCACUCAGAACAUCCUGAUCGACGCUAAAGCUACGAAGCAGGCUCUGAACGAGAUCGAGUCACGGCACGACGAGAUCCUGAAGCUGGAGAAGAGCAUCACGGAGCUGCACCAGAUGUUCCAGUACCUGGCCAUGGAGGUGGAGGCUCAGGGCGAGAUGGUGGACAGGAUCGAUUCCAACAUCAAGCAGUCUUGCAACUACGUGGAAAAAGCGAAGGACAACGUGGAGAAGGCCGUCACGUAUCAGCAGAAAGCUCGCAAGAAAAAGGUUUGGAUCGCCAUCUGCUUGGCCAUCCUCAUCCUCAUCAUCGUCAUCGCUCUGGUGGCCACGUUCAGCUAG